Messenger RNA from Dioscorea cayenensis subsp. rotundata (Guinea yam), 1818 nucleotides. RefSeq names its product protein phosphatase 2C 51-like. Gene Ontology annotation, cellular component: cytosol; nucleus. Gene Ontology annotation, biological process: protein dephosphorylation. Lineage: Eukaryota; Viridiplantae; Streptophyta; Magnoliopsida; Dioscoreales; Dioscoreaceae. The record is from RefSeq and is a predicted model, not a curated record. Gene Ontology annotation, molecular function: protein serine/threonine phosphatase activity; cation binding. The transcript is spliced from 3 exons. The coding region runs from base 214 to 1413 and encodes 399 amino acids.
AGAGAAUAUCUCGCCCGAAUCCCAAUCGCUCCAUCCGAGCCGCCACGUUUUGUAGGUGAUGAAAUCCAGCCGUCCACGUCUCCAUCGUGAAUGAUCCACGUUGAGAUGCGCCAGAGGUACGGCCCAAUGGGUGCCUCGUGUACCUGGCGCUCAUCGGACGGUGCUUUGUGAUCCAACGGUGGGCGUUGAUCGGCUUGUUCUCGAGUAUUAAUAAUGGACCCCUCCCCACGCGAGUUGUUCUUCCGUCUUCUUAGUAUGACGGAAAAUCAUAAAGAGAUCCCUGAGGAGGGGGAUUUCGUAAUAAUGAGUGGGACUGAGGGGGUUUCUGAAAAUAGUGAUCUCGGAUCCGGGCGGUGGAGGCGGGCGGAGAUCCGGCGAGGUAGAUCCGAUAACGAUCGCGAGUUGGAGACUGGGUCCGCCGAUGAGAACAUGAAGCGGAUCCGAGGAGAGAACCAGAGCUCCGACGACUCCUCGUCGGGAGAGCCGUCGUCGUCGUCGUCUUCGUCGACGUCCCACGUCUCGGCGCCUUCGUCGGACUCUGAGACUAUCGUCGUCUACGGCGACGGUGGACUGACCCGUGCUUCGGUGUCGGUGGUGGGGAGAAGGAGGGAGAUGGAGGACGCGGUGACCAUGGCGCCGGGAUUUUCCGAGGGAUACGAUUUCUAUGGGGUUUAUGAUGGUCAUGGCGGAGCGAAGGUGGCACGUGUGUGCAGGGACAGGAUGCACGUCGUGCUGACGGAGGAGGUGAGGGUGGGAGCUGAAGACGAGGUGGGGUGGAAGGAGGCGUUGAUAGCGAGUUUUGCGAAGGUUGACGGGGAGGUGGUUGAAGCGGUGUUGAGUCCGAGGGCUGAGGAAAGGACGGUGGGGUCGACGGCGGUGGUGGCCGUGGUGGACCCAAAGCGGAUCAUGGUGGCCAACUGCGGCGACUCGCGCGCGGUGCUCUCGCGCGGGGGCGUCGCCGUUCCACUCUCGACUGAUCACAAGCCUGAGAGGCCAGAUGAAAUGGAACGAAUUGAAGCAGCUGGAGGAAGAGUCAUCAACUGGAAUGGUUAUCGGGUUCUAGGAGUACUAGCCACUUCUCGCUCUAUAGGGGAUUACUAUCUUAAACCAUAUGUGAUAUCUGAACCCGAAGUGACAGUGGUCGACCGGACUGAAAAAGACGAGUUCAUUAUCCUGGCAACCGAUGGACUAUGGGACGUCGUAUCAAACCAAGUGGCUUGCAAGGUAGCAAGGCAAUGCCUCAGUGGGCGAGCAGCUAAGAUGUUCCCUGAGGCGGUGAGGGGCCGUACUGCUGUGGAAGCAGCAACAUUGUUGGUUGAGCUUGCAAUGUCUCGAGGAAGCAAAGACAACAUAAGUGUUGUUGUCAUCGAGUUGAAGAAAUUAAAAGGAACCAAGACCUCGCGAGGUUCUUGAUUGCUUGAUGCCGCGCCUCGUCUGUGUGCUUUCGUAUUAUAGGUAUGUUCACGUGUAGCAGCUAAGUGUUGGUUGUGUUUACUAGAGAUUGUGACCACCCGUUCACCAACCAAACUAUGCUCUUGCCUCUUAUCUUCUUUGUUUCCCAGUUUCUUGGUGUUUGCAAAGAAGAGAUAUGUUAAUGUUCCUCAUGCCAUGUUUCAGCUUUGUGUUCUUCUCUACCAUGUUAUGUGCAUCAAAUCAUGUUUCAUCAUGCUAUGUUUCAUAUUUGUGUUCUCUAGCAUGCCAUGUGCAUCAUAUUUAUCAGUUAUGGUUUACAGAGUGGCAACUGACAACCCAUUCUUCAAUUGGAUUAAAGAUGGAAUUCUAUUAGAGGAAGCUGGGUGUAAACCAAGAGAUCAGAAA